UUUUUCUCGGGAAAAGAAAGAAGGACGCUUUCCUUUGGAGUGAGGGAGACGCUUCAAACCCCGCUGUCGCUAGCUCAGGUUGUUGCUCCCUUUUGUUUCAGUCGGUCUCUGACACUCCCUGUGAAAACACGCUCAUUCAAGCCUCUUCAACUCAAGUUUUGUGUCUGGUCAUGUCUGACUCGAAAUCCGCGUCUCAAGCUGACUUGAACGAGUCCAAUAUGCCUCUCCUGGAUGAUGAUGCCCAACAAAAAGGUCUGGAAGACAAGGAACACAUUGAGAUGAAGGAGGAGAAGGACGACAGCCAAGAAACCGAGAAGCAGGCCGAGGAUUCCUCCUCCUCUUCCACGACCAACAAGAAGGGUAACAAGAAAAACAAGGCCGAGAAAAAGAUCAAGGAGAAGAAGGAGAAGGGCCCCGGAUGCGUGCAGAAAAUGUCCGCCGGGCUCAACUUGGAAGACCGGGACCGACACGCUAUCAACACCGAAAUUGACUUGGGCUUUGACGAUGUGUUGGCCGAGCCGAUGAAUGCCCAUGGCUUUGAGGGCGUGUGGAAGCUUUCAUUUGUGGUGUUCAGCCAAACCAAGAUGUGGUUCUACCGCCUGUUCGCCGCUCUCUUGGCCAUUCCCGCAGCUUUGAUUUGGGGCUUCAUUUUCUCAUUGGUGUCCGUGUUCUACAUCUGGGUCGGGGCGCCCAUUCUGAAGCUCUUUGACUUCUUCGUGUUCGUUGUGCGCAGGGUCUGGGUUGGGUGCAUUCGAUGCACGUUGGAGCCCGUUUGCGAGGCAUUGGGCACGGUCUUUUGAACCAUAUGGCUGACCAGCUACUGUUCCUGAAGUACAAUCUAUAUCGAAA
Messenger RNA from Tigriopus californicus, 849 nucleotides. Its product is annotated as caveolin-3-like. Gene Ontology annotation, biological process: caveola assembly. Gene Ontology annotation, cellular component: caveola. Gene Ontology annotation, molecular function: molecular adaptor activity. The record is from RefSeq and is a predicted model, not a curated record. NCBI's taxonomy places the organism in Eukaryota, Metazoa, Arthropoda, Copepoda, Harpacticoida, Harpacticidae.